AUGGUAUCAGAUGGUCAGAUGAGAGAAAAUGGUAUGAUUAAUAUGCCAUGGGUGGAAAAGUAUCGUCCAGCUUCUCUCACUGAACUUGUUUCUCAUCAAGAAAUCACUGAUACGCUUAUGAAAUUGAUCAAUGAAAAUCGAUUGCCGCAUUUACUAUUUUAUGGCCCUCCUGGAACUGGAAAAACGAGUACCAUAUUAGCUGCUGCAAGGAUGCUCUAUACAUCAAAGCAGUUAUCGUCGAUGGUUUUAGAGCUAAACGCAUCUGAUGAUCGAGGCAUAGGGAUUGUUCGAGAACAGAUCAUUAAUUUUGCUCAAACAAGUACUUUAAAUGUGGACAAGAAUCAAAGCAGUGUCCCGAAAUUGAUCAUCUUAGAUGAGGCUGAUGCUAUGACGAAAGAUGCACAGAGCGCCUUAAGACGUGUAAUUGAGAAAUUCACGGACAAUGUUCGAUUCUGUAUUAUAUGUAAUUAUUUGUCGAAAAUCAUCCCGGCAAUCCAAUCGCGGUGCACACGUCUACGUUUUGCUCCACUUUCAAAUGAGCAAAUAUUGCCACGGCUGCAUCAUAUCGUGCAAGUGGAAACACUCACUGUAACGGAAGAUGGUCAGAAAGCAUUAUUAAAUUUGGCCGAAGGAGACAUGAGACGGAUUAUAAACAUUUUGCAGAGCACAGCAAUGGCUUUUAAAACGGUUGAUGAACUGAAUGUUUAUCGGUGUGUGGGUUAUCCUUUACCAACUGAUGUUGAAAAAAUUGUGAAAAUACUAUUAAAUGACUCAAUAGAAGAUGCUUACACAAAAAUAGAAGAAAUUCGAACUGAACGAGCAUUUGCACUCAGUGAUAUAUUAAACUCAAUGCAUGAAUUCAUUUUCCGUCUGGUAGUACCACCAGAAUUAUUGAGUCGAUUGUUGAUUUGUAUGGCAGAUAUCGAAUAUCAUCUGUCGCAGGGUUGUUCAGAUCGUUUACAGCUUGGGGCCUUAAUUGGUGCUUUUAUCAACACUCGUCAUGAACUGGCAAAACUUGCUCCUAGUUUAGAAGUCAUACAGUGA
This is a messenger RNA of Brugia pahangi, 1044 nucleotides long. The record is from the annotation of a GenBank genome assembly. NCBI's taxonomy places the organism in Eukaryota, Metazoa, Nematoda, Chromadorea, Rhabditida, Onchocercidae.